GAACUCCGGGCGGGCCGCUUGUUGAUAAUAUGGCGGCAGGCGCUGGCACUGCAGUUCGAGGAGGCGGUGGGGCCCACACCCGGAAGGGUCUCUUUUUUGGUUAGUGCAGCGGCCGCUGCGGCCCCGGAAGUCCUGGCCGGUUGCUGAAUGAGGGGAGCUGGGUCCUCCCCGCGCCAGUCCCCCCGCGCCCUGCUCCCCGACUCGGGCCCCGCUAUGUCCUUCUUCCGGCGGAAAGUGAAAGGCAAAGAGCAAGAGAAGACCUCAGAUGUCAAAUCAGUUAAAGCUUUAUCAGCACAUUCCCCACAAAAAUGCACUAAAAAUCAUGCUUUGCUGGAGGCUGCUGGACCAAGUCAUGUUGCAAUCAAUGCCAUUUCUGCCAAUAUGGACUCCUUUUCAAGUAGCAGGACAGCAACACUUAAGAAGCAGCCAAGCCACAUGGAGGCUGCUCACUUUGGUGACCUGGGCAGAUCUUGUCUGGACUACCAGACUCAAGAGACCAAAUCAAGUCUAUCAAAGACCCUUGAACAAGUCUUACACGAUACUAUUGUCCUCCCUUAUUUCAUUCAAUUCAUGGAGCUUCGAAGAAUGGAACAUUUGGUUAAGUUUUGGUUAGAGGCUGAAAGUUUUCACUCAACAACUUGGUCUCGAAUAAGAGCACACAGUUUGAACACAGUGAAGCAGAGCUCCUUAGCUGAGCCUGUCUCUCCAUCUAGAAAACUUGAAGCUACAGCAUCUUUUGUAACUGAGUCACUUGACAAGAGGUUGGAGGAUUCUAGCUCAGCCAAAUUCCUGAUGACUCAAUCAGAAGGAAUUGACCUGAGUGGUAGAACUAGCAAUAUGCAGAAUCACUUGCUGCUUUCCCAGGAAUGUGACAAUGUCCAUUCUCUCCAUCUUAAAAUGACCAGAACAGUAACUCAUCAAGUUCCAAUGGAAACCCAAGAUUCCUCCUCCAGACUUAUAGUUGCUAGUCCUGCUUCUCCACUAAAAGAAUUAUCAGGAAAAUUAAUGAAAAGUAUAGAACAUGAUGCAGUGAAUACUUUCACCAAAUAUAUCUCUCCUGAUGCUGCUAAACCAAUACCAAUUACAGAAGCAAUGAGAAAUGACAUCAUAGCAAAGAUUUGUGGAGAAGAUGGGCAGGUGGAUCCUAACUGUUUUGUUUUGGCACAGUCCAUUGUCUUUAGUGCAAUGGAACAAGAGCACUUUAGUGAGUUUCUGCGAAGUCACCAUUUCUGUAAAUACCAGAUUGAAGUGCUGACCAGUGGAACUGUUUACCUGGCUGACAUUCUCUUCUGUGAGUCAGCCCUCUUUUAUUUCUCUGAGUAUAUGGAAAAAGAGGAUGCAGUGAAUAUCUUACAGUUUUGGUUGGCAGCGGAUAACUUCCAGUCUCAGCUUGCUGCUAAAAAGGGCCAGUAUGAUGGACAGGAGGCACAGAACGAUGCCAUGAUUUUAUAUGACAAGUACUUCUCUCUCCAAGCCACACAUCCUCUUGGAUUUGAUGAUGUUGUCAGAUUAGAAAUUGAGUCCAAUAUCUGCAGGGAAGGUGGGCCACUCCCUAACUGUUUCACAACUCCACUACGUCAGGCCUGGACCACCAUGGAGAAGGUCUUCUUGCCUGGCUUUUUGUCCAGCAACCUUUAUUAUAAAUAUUUGAAUGAUCUCAUCCAUUCUGUUCGAGGGGAUGAAUUUCUCGGAGGAAGCUUUUCAUUGACUGCUCCUGGUUCUGUUGGCCUUCCUGACGACUCUCACCCGGGUGGCACCAACAGCCCAGCUUCUCAGUCCAAUGUGAAGAAAGCCAGUGUUAAAAUUCUGAAAAAUUUUGAUGAAGCAAUAAUUGUGGAUGCUGCCAGUUUGGAUCCUGAAUCUUUAUAUCAGCGUACAUAUGCAGGGAAGAUGACAUUUGGAAGAGUCAGUGACUUGGGGCAGUUCAUUCGAGAAUCUGAGCCUGAACCAGAUAUGAAAAAAUCAAAAGGAUCCAUGUUCUCACAAGCUAUGAAGAAAUGGGUGCAAGGAAACACAGAUGAGGCCCAAGAAGAGCUAGCUUGGAAGAUUGCUAAGAUGAUCAUCAGCGAUGUUAUGCAGCAGGCACAGUAUGAUCAACCACUGGAAAAGUCUACAAAGCUAUGAUUCAAGAUCUGAGAUGAAGAAAAUCUACUUUUGAAAAAUGGGAGGACCUUUUCCUUUGGUUGGAUUCAUCAAUACAGCACUGUAAUUCUUUUCACUGCUCCACCACUGUUGUGACCAAGAGAGACUAGAAGACAAUCCUAGACUUCCACCCAAAGCAGAGUGACAUGUAGAUGUAAUUGUUGCACACGAUAUUCACACAGUGAAAAGUCAUAAAGAGACAAAGUGGUAUUGUUUACAUUACUAGAAAAUUACUCAUUUUCCAAUGGCAAUAACCCUUUGUGGAAGAACUUAGUCCCAUGGAGUAGACAGGGAGAACAUUCUAUGUAAGGACUGAUGUGUGAUGCACAUUCUGCAAUAGCAACCCAUCCCUAAGAGCAUCCUAAAGUAGGUGUCAAAGGUGCUUUGCUUUGACCUCCUCGAACAGUGAGUCAGGUCUCUGAGAGCCAGACAGCUCCAGGCAGCACAGUGCUACCAGCUGGGUUUUUCAGUGGAACAGUCUGCCUUCACAGAGACAUUAUUUUGGAAGAAAGCAUAUAGGGCACACGUCUAGGCUCAUGGCAUUGUCCUUCCCAUUGGUGGCAGUAUACAAUGCUUACAUUUU
Erinaceus europaeus (western European hedgehog) is the source of this 2725-nucleotide messenger RNA. RefSeq names its product A-kinase anchoring protein 10 (gene AKAP10). Gene Ontology annotation, molecular function: protein kinase A binding. Gene Ontology annotation, biological process: intracellular protein localization. NCBI's taxonomy places the organism in Eukaryota, Metazoa, Chordata, Mammalia, Eulipotyphla, Erinaceidae. The coding region runs from base 148 to 2124 and encodes 658 amino acids. The transcript has 15 exons. The record is from RefSeq and is a predicted model, not a curated record. Gene Ontology annotation, cellular component: plasma membrane.